This is a messenger RNA of Kickxella alabastrina, 1204 nucleotides long. Its product is annotated as CDP-alcohol phosphatidyltransferase-domain-containing protein. Gene Ontology annotation, biological process: cardiolipin biosynthetic process. Gene Ontology annotation, cellular component: membrane; mitochondrion. The transcript has a single exon. The record is from RefSeq and is a predicted model, not a curated record. Gene Ontology annotation, molecular function: cardiolipin synthase activity. Bases 319 to 1128 code for a protein of 269 amino acids. Lineage: Eukaryota; Fungi; Kickxellomycota; Kickxellomycetes; Kickxellales; Kickxellaceae.
UUUUUUUUUUUUAUCUUUUGUUGGCACUGGAUUUAUCUUUUUUAUUUUAUUUUAUUUUAUUUUAUACACCUUUUUUAUUACAUUCAUUAUUACAUUACAUUACAUUAAAUCCACAAUGUCAAUAGUUGGUUUGGUUGGUAGAGGACUGUUUCGGCCAAACAGCGUCGUCUCAACGUAAGUAGGGGAGAUAAUAGAAAGCAGAAUGAGACUUUUAAUUUCAUGAAGCAUUUAACCAUGCUAAAGUUGAUUUAAUUCAAUUCAAUUCAAUUCAAAGCACUUUGUAUUUUUAGGCACUCGCGGACAUUCACACCGAAACACAUGUAUCGGCUACGCACAGCCCUGCUGCAACCACACAGCCAAUACAUCCCGUCGAUCUACCGACAGCUCAGCACACAAAAGCAGCAGCAGCAGCAGCAGCAGCAGCCGCAAGAACGGCAGCAGCAACAGGCAGACACAGACGCAGACCAUCGGGAAAAAAUCCUCACGAUCCCCAACGCACUCACAAUGGCACGCAUCGUAUCAUCGCCAUACAUCGGCUACUUGAUAGUCCAGGGGCAGUACGAAUGGGCGCUCAGCGGCUGUAUAGUUUUCGGGCUCACAGAUGCCUUGGACGGAUACAUAGCGCGCAAAUACAACAUGCAGUCCUUUGUCGGGUCCAUCCUCGAUCCGGCAGCAGACAAAAUACUCAUGACCACAUUGACGCUUGCUCUGAGCUUCAAUGGGUUGAUGCCGGGGCUAUUGGCAGGGGUUAUCAUUGGACGCGACCUGGCGUUGUCGCUGGCGGCGUUGGUGGUUCGGUGGGCGACUUUGCCCGAGCCUCGGACGGCGCGGAGGUACUUUGACUUGAGCGUUUUGUCCGUGGAGGUGCGGCCGACGCUGGUGAGCAAGUGGAACACGGCGCUGCAGCUGGCGCUUGUCGCAGCAUCCCUGGCGGCACCGGUGUGCGGGGUUGCCGCCGCAGAGUGCAUGCCGCUGGCUGCUCUGCAGUGGGCGACCGGCGCGACAACGGUGGCGUCGGGCGUCGGGUAUCUUUUCUCCAGAGACGCCGUGCACAGGCUGACCAAGGCCGAGCUGGCCAAGCGCAUGCCGAAGCCGCAUGUGUUGCCUGGGCCCAUUAAAAAGAAAUAAAGAAAUAAAGAAAAAGAAAUAAAGAAGCAACGAGGCGACGAGGCGACGAGGCGACGAAGCGACGAAGCGACGAAGU